AUGUUGGCUCGUACUAUCCAGAGAUUCUCCGCUGUCGCUCAGCGCGGAUACGCCGCCGCUGCUGCAGCUCCAGUCAAGAACGCCAACCCAGAGGAGCUUCGUCUCACUUUUGCCUCUCCAGACACAGCUGUCUUCAGCAACGCUGUUGUCAAGCAGGUUGAUGUUCCCACCUUGGCAGGAAUGGUCGGUGUUCUCGCCAACCACGUCCCAACCAUCGGAGUUCUUAAGCCAGGAGUUGUUGCAGUGACAACAAACGAAGGAACUGUUCAACGCCUUUUCGUCUCCUCAGGAACUCUUUCGGUUAACAUUGAUGGAUCAUGCCAAGUUCUUGCCGAGGAAGUUUUGAAGAUUGAGGACAUCGAUGAGUCAGCUGCACGUGCCGAGCUUGAAUCUGCUCAAAAAGCCUCCGGAGAAGGAAGCGAGGUAGCUCGUGCUGAAGCUCAAAUUCGUGCUGAGGUCGCUGAAGCUUUGAUCAAGGCCGCCACGAACCAACAAUAA
Caenorhabditis remanei is the source of this 498-nucleotide messenger RNA. RefSeq lists its product as uncharacterized. The transcript is spliced from 4 exons. The coding region runs from base 1 to 498 and encodes 165 amino acids. Gene Ontology annotation, molecular function: proton-transporting ATP synthase activity, rotational mechanism. The record is from RefSeq and is a predicted model, not a curated record. Lineage: Eukaryota; Metazoa; Nematoda; Chromadorea; Rhabditida; Rhabditidae. Gene Ontology annotation, biological process: proton motive force-driven ATP synthesis.